Molecule: messenger RNA, 1795 nt
Organism: Portunus trituberculatus (swimming crab)
Lineage: Eukaryota; Metazoa; Arthropoda; Malacostraca; Decapoda; Portunidae
Product: kin of IRRE-like protein 2
Exons: 9
Coding region: 704-1576 (290 amino acids)
Biological process (GO): synapse organization
Cellular component (GO): neuron projection membrane
Source: RefSeq, a predicted model, not a curated record
CGGGUGACGAGGCUCUGCCCAGCUGGUGUUCCCACUCCGGUGCCGCGGCCACCUAGGACCUGCCGCCAACUCGCCCGCCGCCGCCGCCAGCCAGCCCGAGCGAGCCUAGAGUGGCGCGCUGCGAGCCGUCCCCUCGCUUCGCGGCGCCAAGUGCAAGUUCCAAACAAGGCGAGAAGCGACCCAACACUUCGAAAACUAAUAGAAGGCUUCCCGUCACUUGAAGGAGCCACAUGAGGGCGGCUCCCAGGGUGCUCUCGAAGCGAAAGAGACGAGUGCCGUGCGUGUGUCUGUCUGCCCACCGCCGAGACGAUACCGGGGAAAAAGAGCGAGAAAAAUAAGCAGAACACCACAUGAGAAGUCCUUUGCCUUAGCUCACCGGCGUGGAAGGAAGGCCCGCUCACGGCCGAUUCCCCACCAGCGCAUCGUAAGAGGCGCUGUGAAGAUAACAAAGGGUUGGUACGAAACUUGCUUCAGCAUAAAAAGAAAAAAAAAACUUGGGAAGAAAAAGAAGAAUCAUAAAGGGGAAUUGUCCUGAAACUUGGCUACAAACGAUACAAAAGAGAAGGAAAGACAACCUUCGCUCAUCUCCUCCUCCACUUUUACCUCUCCCCCUCCUUCUCUCCCAACUUUUCCUUCUCUUUCUCAUAUCCCCACCCUGCUCCUCCUCCUCUGUCUCCCCUUCCCCUCUGCUCUGGUAACAACCAUGAGGGGCGUCACAGCUGGUCUCCAUCACCCACUCCUCCUCCUCCUCCUCCUCCUCUUCCUGAUCCUUCUCGUCAGCCUGCCAGCACAAGGACGGGAGGAAGUGAUCACCUCGGCCAAAAUCACAUGGGGCCGUGAGAACACCAACAAGCCUCACUUCGCGGACUUGGGAGAUACUAACGUGACGGCCAUGGUGGGGCAGCGGGCGCGGCUCCCAUGCACGGUGCUCAACCUGGACAAGCGGGACGCAGCGACUGUCAAGGUGUCGUGGAUUCGCCAGAGGGACCUUCACAUCCUAACGGUGGAUAUUUUUACCUACACGAGCGACGAGAGGUUUAAGGUCUUCCACCCCGAGGACAGCAAUGAGUGGCACUUGGAUAUUUCGUCUGUCACCUUCAGGGAUGCAGGUGUGUAUGAGUGCCAGGUGUCCUCCAGCCCGAAGAUACACCUGCCUAUACACCUGCACGUACAAGUGCAGCAGGCGAGGGUACAAGGCCCCUCCGAGGUGUUCCUGCAGGAGGGCUCCACCAUCAAGCUCACGUGCAUAGUCAACACUAGGGAGGAAGACCAGGGCUCCCUUGCCUGGUAUCGGGGCAACACUGAGCUCGACUACGACUCUCCCAGAGGAGGCGUGAGCGUAGAGAUCGAGAAGACUCCCACUAGAACCACCUCCAAGCUGUUCCUCACCCGCGCCGCGAAAGCUGACUCCGGCAACUACACCUGCGCACCUCACGACGCGCAGCCCGCCACAGUGCACGUCCACGUCGUAAGAGGCGAGGAAUCCGCUGCCGUACAGACCGCCAGUUCCGUUCCCGCAAGAUGUGAUGAGCAACUCUUGUGUUGGUGUGUGUUGCUGCUGUUGGCACACAGGUGACCCCAGGCUUAGCUGAAGCGACGCCAGCCCGCCCACGCACCGAUCGACACCCGUAUCCCCUCCCCGCCUCGCCUACAUCCCCACCUCUCUCUCUUUCUCCAUCCCACUUCACUCCCAAACUUCUAGUGCAUCUCUGGAGUGUGUGUGUGUGUGUGUGUGUGUGUGUGUGUGUGUGUGUGUGUGUGUGUGUGUGUGUGUGUGUGUGUGUGUGUGUGUGUG